UAUUGAUGUGAUUAUAAAAGGCAUUGUUUUUGUUCUUACUUUAUUUGCUACCAUGCAGAUAUAUCAGAAGAAUUGUCUUUGAAGGAGGGCACAUCGUAGAUCCUGAACAGGGCGAAUUCCUUUGUCCUGUAUGCCGGGGACUUGCAAAUUCUGUACUGCCGGCAUCACCUGGAGAUUUUAGGAAGUUUCAUCCACUGCCUAUUCCAACUGUUAAUUCUAUGAACACUGCUAGCUCUUCAUCCUUGUCAGAUAGUAAAGUCAGUUCCCUUUCUCUAGAAGAUGGUUUGUGUCUUCUUAAAUGUGCUGCUGAUGUUGCAAUAAGUAAUGAGCUUCUGAAAGCUUUUCCAGUUGGAAAAAAUGUGACGACACCACCAAAUCUUGAACCUUUGUUUCGUGUAUUGAGUGGAAUGUGCUUUCCUGGCGUGGAUAAGGGAUCUGGAAGGGUAAACCACUCAGUGAUUCUAUGGGAUACACUCAAGUAUUCCCUCAUGUCAGCCGAAAUUGCUGCUCGAUCCAGAAAGAAUUCAUUGACUCCAAAUCUUAGCCUUGGUUCUUUAUACAAGGAACUCAACUCUUCCUGUGGUUUUAUAUUGUCGCUGUUGCUAAAUGUCAUUCAAAGUAUCCGAGCUCAAAAUUCUCAGAACGUUCUUUUGAGGUUAAGAGGCAUUCAACUCUUUGCCAAAUCUGUAUGCUCUGGCACUUCUUCUAAUGAAAUUUCCAACCACAAUCACCCACAAGAAGGUAUUAUUUCAAGUCAUCGAUUACUGUUUUUUAUUUGACUGUUGAAUGCAGAA
Messenger RNA from Olea europaea var. sylvestris, 794 nucleotides. Its product is annotated as E3 ubiquitin-protein ligase PRT6-like. The record is from RefSeq and is a predicted model, not a curated record. The coding region runs from base 219 to 779 and encodes 186 amino acids. The transcript has 2 exons. NCBI's taxonomy places the organism in Eukaryota, Viridiplantae, Streptophyta, Magnoliopsida, Lamiales, Oleaceae.